Molecule: messenger RNA, 6510 nt
Organism: Protopterus annectens (West African lungfish)
Lineage: Eukaryota; Metazoa; Chordata; Ceratodontiformes; Protopteridae
Product: restin homolog
Exons: 5
Coding region: 1-6510 (2169 amino acids)
Source: RefSeq, a predicted model, not a curated record
AUGGCACAUUAUAUAGAUGUGAAUUGUAAAGAAGUUGUAAAGAAACUACCUCAUAUUCUAAGGGACUCCUGGCAUUGCUUGGAAGUCGUGAAGGAACAUUUGUCGAAUAUCAAUAAGGACACCAUUAUGGUCACAAUUGAUAUAGUCAAUUUAUUUUUAGUGAUACCACAUGAUCUUGGCCUGAAAAUGUUUGAGGCAAGUUUAGAGACCUAUAGUGAUUUGCAUAUGGUCAAGCGAAGAUUGUUAAUAGAAAUUAUGGAAAUGGUAUUAACUAACAACUAUUUCCAAUUAGAAGGUGAAUUCUUUAGGCAACGCUCAGGUGUGGCCAUGGGAGCAAAAUGUGCACCUAUUUACGCUAACUUAGUUUUAGCAAAUUGGGAGACACAGAAAAUAUUUAAAAGCAGCUUCUGGUCUAAAAUUACACUAUACCUUAGGUUUUUAGAUGACAUAAUAAUUUUUUGGAAGGGAAAGGAAGAAGAGGUUUUGGAAUUUGUGGCAUUUCUGGAGAACACCACUUCUUUCCUAAGAUUUACGUUUAACAUUCACAAAGACAGCUGUGAAUAUUUGGAUAUUCAGUUGCAGAGAAAAGAAGAUAAUAUAGAGUCAAAUAUAUACAGGAAGAAAACCUAUUCUAACUCGUUUUUGCAUUUUAAUAGUUGUCACCCAUAUUUUCAAAAAAGGAACUUAGUGAAGGGACAAAUGGUAAGACUGUCUAGGAUCAUAAGUAACGAGAUGGUUUACAAAAAUGAGAUAGACAAACUGAUUGAUAUGUUCUUAGACAGAGGUUACCCAACAUUGCUAUUAACUGAAAUAAAAAAUGAAGUUGAGGCUAAAAGAAAAGACAAUUUUAAACCUAUUUUGAGGUACUUUACAUGUCCACCCAAUUAUGGCAUAUUUGUACGUCCAUCUAAGGUGGUUAGGAUCAGCUUCCCAUAUACUAUAUCAGCUUUGGCCAAGGUCAAUACAAGAAAUGAUGAUUUAUCAAUGACAAGUUUCUCUGAAAAUGUAUCCACUUCAUUGUAUGAUGAUAAUACAAGUGAGACUGUACUGAAGAAAUUACAGGCAAAAGUGGACUAUUUGCAAAAGGAGCUGGAAUCCAGUGAAAAACGAGCAGUGGAUCUUUCUAACAAACUGGACAAAGAGAAGAGGGAGAAAGAGCGUCUUCGUUCUUAUAUUAAAGAAGAUAAGAAGGCUAAAGAAGAGAUAAAGGACGAAAUUGAAAUAUUAGAAGCAAAGCUGGCAGAUCUCCAUGCAGCUAUGAUGAAUUAUAAUCUGGAACCCCAUGAGUCUACACCAGAAAAGCUACUGAGCCAAAAUACACAACUGACUGUUACAGAAACCGAAAAGCUUAUCAAGUACAAGGAUAACUAUACACAGUGGACUGUUAAGAAAACGGAAAAGCUGAUCGAGUACAGCGGUAACUUGGAGUCCAGUAAUUGUGAGCUAUUGUCAAAACUAGAAGCACUCAGAUGUGAAAAUAUUGACCUCUGCAAACGCCUUGAGGCGACUACAAAUGAGACACGUUGUUUGAAUGACAAUAAUACUGCACUAUUGGCAGAAACAGAAUCACUGGCUACUAAAAAAGAAGAACUUCACAAACAGUUUGAGAAGUCAGUAAUGGAAGUACAUGAACUUACAACACGUGUACAAAUGCUUCUUCAGGAGAUCAGUGGUUUGCAGUUUACAAAUAGCAGACUGCAGUCAGAAAUGAAAGAACUUGAAAAAGAGAAUCAGAGCCUGACUACUGACAAGGAAGAACUUCAGAGAGAGUUUGAAAAGUCAGUCUUAGAAGUGAAAGAACUGACCACACGUGUACAAGCUCUUACUCAGGAAAUCAGUGCUUUGCAAUCAGUUAAUAAUGAGCAAUUGCCAGAAACAAAAGCACUAAGAAAAAAAGAGGAACAAAUGGAGUCCCAGCUACAAGAAAUUUUGUUUGAGCUUGAGAAAUCAUUUACUGAAGUGAAACAACUGAGCACUCUUGCAAAAACACUUGCUCUGGAAAACAGUAGUUUAAAACGUAUUAAUACUGAAAUGCUGUCCGAGAAAGAGACACUUAAACAAGAUAAAGAUGAACUGGACAAACACCUCCAGGAAGUUACUAGUCAGAAUCAGAUCCUGACUGCAGGCAACGAAUCACUAAAAAAAGAGCUUGAGAAGUCAGUCAUUGAAGUGAAAGAGCUGACCACUCAUGCACAAACACUUACUCAGGAAAUCAGUGGUUUACAAUCUGUUAAUAGUGAGCAAUUGUCAGAAACAGAAUCUCUAAGAAAAGAAAAGCAACAACUGGAGUCCCAUCUACAAGUAAUUAAGUACGAGCUAGAGAAAUCAGUGAUUGAAGUGAAAGAGCUGACCACUCAGGCACAAACACUUAUUCAGGAAAUCAGUGGCUUGCAAUCUGUUAAUAGUGAGCAAUUGUCAGAAACAGAAGCUCUAAGAAAAGAAAAGCAACAACUGGAGUCCCAUCUACAAGCAAUUAAGUUUGAGCUUGAGAAAUCAGUGAUUGAAGUGAAAGAGCUGACCACUCAGGCACAAACACUUACUCAGGAAAUCAGUGGCUUGCAAUCUGUUAAUAGUGAGCAAUUGUCAGAAACAGAAGCUCUAAGAAAAGAAAAGCAACAACUGGAGUCCCAUCUACAAGUAAUUAAGUCUGAGCUUGAGAAAUCAGUGAUUGAAGUGAAAGAGCUGACCACUCAGGCACAAACACUUACUCAGGAAAUAAGUGGCCUGCAAUCUGUUAAUAGUGAGCAAUUGUCAGAAACAGAAGCUCUAAGAAAAGAAAAGCAACAACUGGAGUCCCAUCUACAAGCAACUAAGUUUGAGCUUGAGAAAUCAGUGAUUGAAGUGAAAGAGCUGACCACUCAGGCACAAACACUUACUCAGGAAAUCAGUGGCUUGCAAUCUGUUAAUAGUGAGCAAUUGUCAGAAACAGAAGCUCUAAGAAAAGAAAAGCAACAACUGGAGUCCCAUCUACAAGCAAUUAAGUUUGAGCUUGAGAAAUCAGUGAUUGAAGUGAAAGAGCUGACCACUCAGGCACAAACACUUACUCAGGAAAUCAGUGGCUUGCAAUCUGUUAAUAGUGAGCAAUUGUCAGAAACAGAAGCUCUAAGAAAAGAAAAGCAACAACUGGAGUCCCAUCUACAAGCAACUAAGUUUGAGCUUGAGAAAUCAGUGAUUGAAGUGAAAGAGCUGACCACUCAGGCACAAACACUUACUCAGGAAAUCAGUGGCUUGCAAUCUGUUAAUAGUGAGCAAUUAUCAGAAACAGAAGCUAUAAGAAAAGAAAAGCAACAACUGGAGUCCCAUCUACAAGUAAUUAAGUCUGAGCUUGAGAAAUCAGUGAUUGAAGUGAAAGAGCUGACCACUCAGGCACAAACACUUACUCAGGAAAUCAGUGGCUUGCAAUCUGUUAAUAGUCAGCAAUUGUCAGAAACAGAAGCUCUAAGAAAAGAAAACCAACAACUGGAGUCCCAUCUACAAGCAACUAAGUUUGAGCUUGAGAAAUCAGUGAUUGAAGUGAAAGAGCUGACCACUCAGGCACAAACACUUACUCAGGAAAUCAGUGGCUUGAAAUCUGUUAAAAGUGAGCAAUUGGCAGAAACAGAAGCUCUAAGAAAAGAAAAGCAACAACUGGAGUCCCAUCUACAAGCAACUAAGUUUGAGCUUGAGAAAUCAGUGAUUGAAGUGAAAGAGCUGACCACUCAGGCACAAACACUUACUCAGGAAAUCAGUGGCUUGCAAUCUGUUAAUAGCGAGCAAUUGUCAGAAACAGAAGCUCUAAGAAAAGAAAACCAACAACUGGAGUCCCAUCUACAAGCAAUUAAGUUUGAGCUUGAGAAAUCAGUGAUUGAAGUGAAAGAGCUGACCACUCAGGCACAAACACUUACUCAGAAAAUCAGUGGCUUGCAAUCUGUUAAUAGUGAGCAAUUGUCAGAAAAAGAAGCUCUAAGAAAAGAAAAGCAACAACUGGAGUCCCAUCUACAAGCAAUUAAGUUUGAGCUUGAGAAAUCAGUGAUUGAAGUGAAAGAGCUGACCACUCAGGCACAAACACUUACUCAGGAAAUCAGUGGCUUGCAAUCUGUUAAUAGUGAGCAAUUAUCAGAAGCAGAAGCUCUAAGAAAAGAAAAGCAACAACUGGAGUCCCAUCUACAAGUAAUUAAUUCUGAGCUUGAGAAAUCAGUGAUUGAAGUGAAAGAGCUGACCACUCAGGCACAAACACUUACUCAGGAAAUAAGUGGCCUGCAAUCUGUUAAUAGUGAGCAAUUGUCAGAAACAGAAGCUCUAAGAAAAGAAAAGCAACAACUGGAGUCCCAUCUACAAGCAACUAAGUUUGAGCUUGAGAAAUCAGUGAUUGAAGUGAAAGAGCUGACCACUCAGGCACAAACACUUACUCAGGAAAUCAGUGGCUUGCAAUCUGUUAAUAGUGAGCAAUUGUCAGAAACAGAAGCUCUAAGAAAAGAAAAGCAACAACUGGAGUCCCAUCUACAAGCAAUUAAGUUUGAGCUUGAGAAAUCAGUGAUUGAAGUGAAAGAGCUGACCACUCAGGCACAAACACUUACUCAGGAAAUCAGUGGCUUGCAAUCUGUUAAUAGUGAGCAAUUGUCAGAAAAAGAAGCUCUAAGAAAAGAAACGCAACAACUGGAGUCCCAUCUACAAGCAACUAAGUUUGAGUUUGAGAAAUCAGUUAUUGAAGUGAAAGCACUGAACAUUCAUGCACAAACACUUGCUCUGGAAAACAGUAGCUUGAAAUGUACUAAUAGUGAACUCCUGUCAGAGACAGAGACACUUAAACAAGAUAAAGAUGAACUGGACAAACACCUCCAGAAAGUUACUAGUCAGAAUGAGAUCCUGACUGCAGAAAAUGAAUCACUGAAAAAGGAGCUUGAGAAGUCAGUCUUAGAAGUAAAAGAGCUGACCACUCAUGCACAAACACUUACUCAGGAAAUCAGUGGCUUGCAAUCUGUUAAUAGUGAGCAAUUGUCAGAAACAGAAGCUCUAAGAAAAGAAAAGCAACAACUGGAGUCCCAUCUACAAGCAACUAAGUUUGAGCUUGAGAAAUCAGUGAUUGAAGUGAAAGAGCUGACCACUCAGGCACAAACACUUGCUCUGGAAAACAGUAGCUUCAAAUCUACUAAUACUGAACUCCUGUCAGAGACAGAGACACUUAAACAAGAUAAAGAUGAACUGGACAAACACCUCCAGGAAGUUACAAGUCAGAAUCAGAUCCUAACUGCGGAGCUUGAGAAGUCAGUCUUGGAACUGAAAGAGCUGACCACUCAUGCGCAAACACUUACUGAGGAAAUCAGUGGCUUGCAAUCUGUUAAUAGUGAGCAAUUGUCAGAAACAGAAGCUCUAAGAAAAGAAAAGCAACAACUGGAGUCCCAUCUACAAGCAAUUAAGUCUGAGUUUGAGAAAUCAGUUACUGAAGUGAAAGAGCUGACCACUCAGGCACAAACACUUACUCUAGAAAACAAUAACUUGAAAUGUAGUAAUAGUGAACUCCUGUCUGAGACAGAGACACUUAAACAAGAUAAAGAUAAACUGGACAAACACCUCCAAGAAGUUACUAGUCAGAAUCAGAUCCUAACUGCGGACAAUGAAUCACUAAAAAAGGAGCUUGAGAAGUCAGUCUUUGAAGUGAAACAUCUGACUGCUCAUUCACAAACACUUGCUCUGGAAAACAGUAGCUUGAAAGGUACUAAUAGUGAACUCCUGUCAGAGACAGAGACACUUAAACAAGAUAAAGAUGAACUGGACAAACACCUCCAAGAAGUUACUCUUCAGAAUCAGAUCUUGACCAAUGACAAUGAAUCAAUAAAAAAGGAGCUUGACAAUUCAGUCUUAGAAGUGAAAGACCUGAACACGCAUAUACAAUCUCUUGCUCAGAAAAGCAUUGGCUUGCAAUUUAUUAAUUGUGAAUUGUUCUCAGAAAUAGAGCUUCUCAAAAGAGAUAAAGAUAAACUGGACUCAUAUCUUCAGGCAGUUGUGAGCGACAAUUAUAGUUUGAAUUCUGUCAAUGAAGCACUUCGCAAAGAUCUAGAGAAGUCAGCUUUGGAAGUAAAAGAACUGUCUGCAUGUGUAGAUGUUCUUGGUCGGGAAUCUCAUAAAAUAACUGAUGAAAGAAACAGCAUUAAUAUACGUUUGCAGGCCACAGUUGCUGAAAACCAAAUUUUAACCAAUGAAAGGAAUAGAUUGCAAAAUACUAAUAGAAACUUGUUGUUGGAAAUAGAAGCAGUCAGAAAAGCACAUGAUGAUACAGAAAUGUGUUUUCAGGAACUUGUGAAUAAGAACAAGUGGUUGGUCCUCGAAAAUAAAACACUUAUCAAACAUCUUGAGGAGGUGGUGAAAGAGAAAGAUAAACUGACAUUUUCUGAAGAUAAACUUAAAAAAGUACUGAGUGAUAUAAAACAUGACUUAGACGUAACAGAUCCUGAAUAUACAUCUCUCUUACAACAGCAAGAAACAUUAAUAGCAUAUCAAAGAAGUCUUGUUCAUAAAACACAGGAACAUUAA